UAUCAUAUCAUUGCUACAUCUCUACUUCUGCGGUCAAGUCUUCACCCAGUGUGCCAUUAGCCACCACAACUUCCAAACUAAAUAAUAAUAUUCAUCAUUCUUCCCAUCAUGGCUGCUCAAACAACUACCUCUAGCAUUGCGAUGGCGCUUGCUGGCAAGACGGCCUCUGUUGAUAUUCCCAAACCUCGUUCUGGCUUCACCUCUGGUGGCCGCGAUUCCUCUCGCUCGGGACAUCCUACCAUGUUACCGACUCCCCCCAACUCCAUCUCUCCGAAUCUUGCCCCCCAGGCCUUCAAGGGCCAGGAUGUGAGACAGCCCGCAUCUCCUCCUUUUGCCACAUCACACGUUGAUUCCGAUAUUGAUUUGGGCGACGCCGAUGCAACCAGCCAGAAUCAGCAUCAUUCGGACGCUCGUGAUCUUGAAAGCGCCGGGGCAAUAACCCCUGGCAUGCUCGCCAAGUAUCACCUACCGGAGAUCUUGCUGCAGCACGGUCCCCUUGCUAUUCGCCAUGUCAUGGGCUACCUAACCACUUCUGUGCCGGGAUUCUCCCGAAUCCCCCCUGCUAAAGCCCGACGACUGGUCGUUGCGGCCUUGGAGGGUAGAGGCAAUGAUGAGAGGAAUGGUGGCCCUGCAAAUGACGUUAUCUUCGAGAAAGUUGGAUGGGGUCGUUGGGACGCACAACGUCGUGGCGAACCCUCGCGGGAUGUGCAGCAGCAGAACUUGUCGCCACCAUCCAGCUUCUCGAAUUCGUUCUCCCAACGAGGCAUACAGAUUCCUGCGAAGAGAGGCAGUCUGCAGCCAUAUGGAUCCAGUUUAACGGGCGACUCGGCUGUCUUCUCCUUUACAGAGAUGGAUUAUGGUGGGCCUAUCUCGGAGCAUGAAGCGGAUAAGAUGUCUCUCGAUGGGAACGAGCAUGAAUACUGUUCAUCUUCUGAGGCCCCGGAAGAUGAGGUCCAGGAUGAGGAUUGGGGUGAAGAGGAUGUCACCGACGAAGAGGAUUGGGCACAAAUAGGCGCUGCAGCGCUUCGUGCGCGGUCUUUGAACGGCGGAGGUGGUUUCGUCAACGGACACCAUUCGUCGCCUCAACUGCGAGGUGGUGGGCCUGCAGCAUCCUCGUUAGCGAAAUCUGCGCCGCGCAAGCCCCCUAUUCAGCAGCUUGGUUUCUCCCUCCCAGAAGGCAUGGUAGGGGAUACCCAAGAGCGCGCCGCAGUGGAGGCUCUUCUGCGUCUUGGUUCUAUGUAAUGUGAAUGGACGGGCGUUUUGGAAGGACCGGUCAGAUUAUGGCCCAUUGCGUUCAUACUUCAGAGCUCCGUGGCUGGUCCAUGACUCCAGCAUAUUUUUUUA
Molecule: messenger RNA, 1344 nt
Organism: Aspergillus alliaceus
Lineage: Eukaryota; Fungi; Ascomycota; Eurotiomycetes; Eurotiales; Aspergillaceae
Exons: 2
Coding region: 109-1242 (377 amino acids)
Biological process (GO): positive regulation of transcription from RNA polymerase II promoter by glucose
Cellular component (GO): nucleus
Molecular function (GO): sequence-specific DNA binding
Source: RefSeq, a predicted model, not a curated record